Messenger RNA from Melampsora larici-populina 98AG31, 1764 nucleotides. RefSeq lists its product as uncharacterized. Gene Ontology annotation, molecular function: cadmium ion transmembrane transporter activity; manganese ion transmembrane transporter activity. NCBI's taxonomy places the organism in Eukaryota, Fungi, Basidiomycota, Pucciniomycetes, Pucciniales, Melampsoraceae. The record is from RefSeq and is a predicted model, not a curated record. Gene Ontology annotation, biological process: iron ion transport; intracellular manganese ion homeostasis. The transcript is spliced from 9 exons. Gene Ontology annotation, cellular component: membrane. Bases 1 to 1764 code for a protein of 587 amino acids.
AUGAGUACUGAUUUCCCAACACCUCAGUUCACAGUUGAAGGUGAACGACCUCAACCUCCAGCCAAGGCUCCUGGUAUUUUGGGUGUCUUGAAAAGACAUUCAAAGUUCAUUGGUCCUGGUUUAAUUGCUUCAGUAACAUUUUACGAUCCUGGUAAUUGGGCUACCGACUUGCAAGCUGGUUCAAAAUUCGGGAAUGCACAUCUUUUCAUCCUAUUAAUCGCUAUCAUCAUGGCAGUUUUCUUGCAAAUCUUGGCAUGUCGGCUUGGUUUUAUAACUGGAAAAGACUUUUCCCAGAAUUGUCGAGCAGCUGUUGACGCUCGACCCAACAACUCGAUGUGGAGAUGGAUAGCACUCUACCCAUUAUGGGUGCUACUCGAGAUCGCAGUGUUAUUUGCCGACAUUGGAGAAUUACUUGGUUCAGCGAUCGCCUACAACUUACUCGUACCAAAGCUACCACUAUGGGGAGGCGUUCUUUUGACUUUCCUCGACGUUUUCCUUGCUCUGAUCUUCUUUAGAAAGGGAGAUGGCGCAAAGAAAUCGCAGCAGAUAUUUGAGAUCGUCAUGGCAGUCGUGGUCAUGAGUGUUGUCAUCGCCGCUCUCAUCUUGCUGUUCAAGGUGAAGCCUGACUGGACGGCUGCUAUUCGAGGCUUUCUACCAAGUGGAGAUAUCGUCAAAGGAACAGGUGCCACUGUCGGGCCACAUUCUAUCCUGUUGGGAGCUAGUUUGGCCACCAUGGACAGAGAUGAUUCGGAGGGACCAGCAACUGACACGAACCUCACAUCGCCAUCCGACGAUUCUUUGAAUAAGUAUGUUCCCGAAAAAUCCGGAAAGGUGCAAUUUGAAGAUAGCUUGCCCACCUUGAACAAAUUAGAAUCGAACCCAAUAAUCAUCGAUCAGGACGCACCCACUCCCCCUAGACGUAGAAGCAUAGAAAGUUGCAAGAGUUACUUGGCACAUGCGACCUUUGAUAUCGCCGUAUCCCUAAUGACCUUGCCCCUAAUCGUAAACUCUGCUAUCUUGCUUGUAGCUUCCACCACUUUCUACUUUGUCAUCAAUGGCGGUGAAGAAGAAGCAGAUCUCGAGUCCGUUCACAUAUUGUUAAAGCAGAAACUGGGGCCGGUCCUUGCUUUCGUUUUCGCCUUUUCAUUACUACUUUCUGGACAGGCAGCUUCUUUGACCAUCACAAUGGCUGGUCAAUCUCUUUCAGCUGGAUUUUUGGGUUGGGAAACAAAUGCACUUCUUCGUAGACUUGUUACUCGUACCGUUGGAAUUAUCCCUUCGGCUAUAGUAGCAAUCUUACUUGGAAAAGAAGGAGUUAAUGCAAUGUUAAUCGCAAGUCAAGUUGCCAUCAGUAUUGUCCUUCCUUUUUCAAUUAUACCCUUGGCAUAUUUCACUGGACAAAAAGCGACGAUGUCCAUAACGUGUCCUGAUGAGUCGUCACCCCUAGCUCCCCUAGACCCCAUAGUGAGGUUCAGGUCAGAUUCCCUCACCAUCGAACCACAGAAGCCGUUACAAGGUUUGAGUCCAUUACAACAGUAUUACAAGAACAACGGUGGCCGGAAGGGUGAUAGACCAGUGAUUAGACAUGCGGAUAGUAGUUUUUCUGGUUUAUCUAAAACCACAUCGAUCGAUACCAAUCUCCGUGUACGCUCUCAUUCAUUCGCAAACAACACCACUGUCAAAGUCAUUGCCGGAAUUGUGGCAGUCCUGGUCACCUUGGCCAACAUCUACGCGGUCGUACAAGCCGCUCAAGGAAAAACAUAA